Lactuca saligna is the source of this 693-nucleotide messenger RNA. The record is from the annotation of a GenBank genome assembly. Lineage: Eukaryota; Viridiplantae; Streptophyta; Magnoliopsida; Asterales; Asteraceae.
AUGACUUCAAUUUCAAAUGUAUUAUGUGAAGUUUAUACGGAGGGUGUGAAUGGAACAGAUGAAGAAGAAUAUGUUCCUUCUUUAAUGGACAAAACAAUAUGGGAUCCUUUUUUGAAUGACUUGGUACAGGGUGAAGUGGAGUUCCCUGAAAUAUCAUCUGAUGAUGCUGAAUUGACCCAUUCAGAUGAAGAAUAUGACGAAGGAGAGCAUAAAGAUCAAGAAAUUGGUGACCAAUUUCUUGUACACAAACCUAGAAUCCCUUGGAACAGAAUGGAACCACACUUAGGGGAAAAAUACGAAUGCCCGGAACAGUUCAAGCUUUGUCUAACAAAUUAUGCGGUGGUUAAUGGAUACCAAUUGAGAUUUGCCAAAUGUGAUCGUUCUAGGAUAUUACUUAGCAAAGGUCAGUGUGAAAGGGCAAGGGCAUUAGCAUUUACACUAAUUGAGGGCAAGUUAACUGAUCAUUAUGCUAGAAUAUGGGAUUACGGUAACGAAGUUUUGCAAUCAAACCCAGGAAGCACUGUUGAAAUUGGAGUUGAUGUUAAUCUGGAUGCAAAAUAUUUCAAAAGAAUCUACAUUUGUUUGAAGGCUUUAAAAGAAGGAUGGUUGAAAGGAUGUCGUAAGGUGAUUGAUUUAGAUGGAUGUUUCUUGAAAGGGAAAGUUAAAGGAGAGUUGCUAGCUGCUAUUGGUUGA